Rangifer tarandus platyrhynchus (Svalbard reindeer) is the source of this 1512-nucleotide messenger RNA. The record is from the annotation of a GenBank genome assembly. NCBI's taxonomy places the organism in Eukaryota, Metazoa, Chordata, Mammalia, Artiodactyla, Cervidae.
AUGUCUGUGGAGUUCAGGCAGCCAGAGGGGCUUCACGGUCAGUCCCCGGGGCCAGGUGGACACUUGAGGGCCACGGACACAGGUCCUCCAUCCAUGCCCGCCCCCUGGAGCCUGCCCCGUUGGAGAGCUUAUGUGGCCGCUGCCGUGCUCUGCUACAUCAACCUCCUGAACUACAUGAACUGGUUCAUCAUUGCAGGAGUGCUGCUGGACGUACAGAAGUUUUUCCAUAUCAGUGACAGCAAUGCUGGUUUGCUUCAGACAGUCUUCAUCAGCUUCCUGCUGCUGUCUGCACCCGUGUUUGGCUACCUGGGCGACCGACACAGCCGCAAGGCCACGCUGAGCUUCGGUAUCCUGCUCUGGUCUGGAGCCGGCCUCUCCAGCUCCUUCAUCUCCCCCCGGUACUCCUGGCUCUUCUUCUUGUCCCGGGGGCUGGUGGGGACUGGCACAGCCAGCUACUCCACCAUCGCUCCCACUGUCCUGGGAGACCUCUUCGUGAGGGACCAGCGGACCCGUGUGCUGGCCGUAUUCUACAUCUUUAUCCCUGUUGGAAGUGGUCUGGGCUACGUGCUGGGGUCGGCUGUGACAGAGCUGACUGGGAACUGGCGUUGGGCCCUCCGAAUCAUGCCCUGCCUGGAAGCUGUGGCCUUGAUCCUGCUUAUCAUGCUGGUUCCAGACCCACCCCGAGGAGCUGCUGAGAAGCAGGGGGUCGCAACCAUGGGGGACCCACGGAGCAGCUGGUGUGAGGACGUCAGAUACCUGUGGAGAAACUGGAGUUUUGUGUGGUCGACGCUUGGGGUGACAGCCAUGGCCUUUGUGACUGGAGCUCUGGGCUUCUGGGCCCCCAAGUUUCUGUUCGAGGCCCGUGUGGUGCACGGGCUGCUCCUUCCCUGCUUUCGGGAGCCGUGCAACAGCCAGGACAGCCUGAUUUUCGGGGCACUGACUGUUGUCACUGGCAUUAUUGGGGUUAUCCUGGGAGCAGAGACUUCGAGGAGGUACAAGAAAGUCAACCCUCAGGCUGAGCCCCUCAUCUGUGCUGCCAGCUUGCUUGCUGCAGCCCCCUGCCUCUACCUGGCUCUCAUCCUGGCCCCGACUACCCUCCUGGCCUCCUAUGUGUUCCUGGCCCUUGGGGAGCUUCUCCUGUCCUGCAACUGGGCUGUGGUUGCCGACAUCCUGCUGUCGGUGGUGGUGCCCAGGUGCCGGGGGACAGCUGAGGCGCUUCAGAUCACAGUGGGCCACAUCCUGGGAGAUGCCGGCAGCCCCUACCUCACGGGACUUAUCUCCAGUGCCCUGCGGGCGGGGCGCCCCGACACUUACCUGCAGCGCUUCCUCAGCCUUCAGCAGAGCUCCCUGUGCUGCGCCUUCGUCAUUGCCCUGGGCGGCGGCUGCUUCCUGCUGACUGCGCUGCACCUGGAGAGAGACCAAGCCCAGGUCCAGCAGUCUGGCACAGGGAUCCUUGAGAGCGAGAGCCAACGCCUGAUUUCUGGCAGGGGUGCCUCCCCAGAGGGCUCCUGA